GCCUCCUUUGACUCUUUAGGGUUCUUCCUGCAAAACCCCCAUUUCAUUGCCUCCAAUCUGAUAAAAGAAGAGCUUCGAUCCCUAAGAGAUGAGUUUGAUCCUCAGAUUCAGACAACACUUAUCAACCAAGUUAUCUCAAACCUCAAGAUCUUUACUCGUUUCCCGAAGUUUCGGACAACCAGCGAGACAAGAAGAUGAAGAAGAAGAAGAAAUAGAUCAGAGGAAGCUCCCGACAGACUACGAUCCCGCGACAUUCGAUCCGACAGAACACCGAAGUCCACCAACAGACCGCGUGUUCCGUCUCGUCGACGAGAUCUCAUCUCUAACGCUAUCAGAAAUCUCGGAACUCGGCGCGAUUAUAUUGAAGAAGAGAGGCAUCACUGAGACACCAACCGUCGCGGUUAUGAAGCCCGGAGCUGUAGGUGCCGGCGGGAUCGCUCAGGGGACAGGUGGUGGCGGUGGUGGUGGAGCGAGUGAAGAAGCGAAAGUGGAGAAGACAGUGUUUGAGAUAAAGCUUGAAGGGUUUGAAGCGUCGGGGAAGAUAAAGAUAAUUAAGGAGGUGAGGAGCUUUACUGAUUUGGGGCUGAAGGAAGCUAAGGAGUUGGUGGAGAAGACUCCUUCGGUUUUGAAAGCUGGUGUUUCUAAAGAGGAAGGUGAGAAGAUUGUUGAGAAGCUUAAGGCUCUUGGUGCUAAAGUUGUUCUUGAGUGAAAAUCAAAGCAAGGUUUUAUGUUUUACUACUUGAUCUUUGAAUUUUUUUUUCUUUGGUUCCGUAGGAGCUAAUAAUGUAAUAGAUUACACUUAAGCAGCUUUUGCUAUAAUUGGUGGUUUUGAGAGAUGAUUAAGUACAUCAAUGUUUUGGGAACUCUUGUGUUCUAGUUUAGUGUUGUUUUUCUGGCUUUGAUUCUUGUUUCUGAAAUCUUUUAGGAUGAAACUAGUUUCCACCACUCGAGAAAAGUAGAAGACAUACAUAGUCA
This is a messenger RNA of Eruca vesicaria subsp. sativa (arugula), 975 nucleotides long. NCBI's taxonomy places the organism in Eukaryota, Viridiplantae, Streptophyta, Magnoliopsida, Brassicales, Brassicaceae. The record is from the annotation of a GenBank genome assembly.